GGGCGAAUGCGCGGCGUCUGUUUGUCAAAAACCUCACUUUCUCUUAUACGCUAUGGUCUCCUCCAUGUUCGUUCCUUUGAAUCGCAACCUGUUUUCUCAAUUACCCAUCGCUCAAAGCUCACGUUCAAUGAUUCCCAACUCUUUUAUUUACUAUCCAAUCACCGUAUUCAAGAAGCUCGUAACCUGCUUGACAGAAUGCCUCAAAGAAGCAACCAUGGCCGCGUUAUUCACUUAACUUCUCUCAUUUCAAAGUUCUCAAGAAAUGGUUUUGUUAAUGAAGGCAAAUUGCUGUUUGAAAUUAUGCCUUCGAGGAACAUUGUCAGUUAUAAUGCCAUGUUGUCGGGUUUUAUACAGUGUGGGAGGAUUGGUGAAGCGACAAGUUUUUUCGAGGAAAUGCCCGAGAGGAAUGUGGUUUCGUGGACUUCGAUGUUGUGUGGGUUGUUGGAAAGUGGUCGAGUUUGUGAGGGAAAGAGAUUUUUCAAUGACAUGCCAGAAAAGAAUGUUGUGUCAUGGAAUUGUAUGAUUAGUGGGCUGAUUAAGAAUGGGGAUUUGGAGGAAGCAAGGUCAAUGUUUGAUGCAAUGCCAGGCCGUAAUAUAAUUUCAUUGAACACUAUGAUUUCUGGAUAUGCUGGGAACUGUAGAAUGAAAGAAGCUAGAGAAUUGUUUGAGGAGAUGGAGGAAAAGAAUGUGGUUACUUGGACUAGUAUGAUAGCAGGUUAUUGUAGAGCCGGUGAAGUUAAUGAAGGGUAUUGUUUGUUUUGUAGAAUGCCUGAGAGGAAUAUUGUUUCUUGGACAGCCAUGAUUGGAGGGUUUACUUGGAAUGGUUUCUCUGAAGAAGCCCUGUUGCUUUUUCUAGAAAUGACUAACUAUGAAAUAAGACCAAAUACUGAGACUUUUGUAUCGCUUGCUUAUGCUUGUGCUGGUAUGGAAUUUCCUUGUCUUGGCAAGCAGUUGCAUGCUCAAGUCAUUGUUGCUGGAUUGGAGUCUGAUGAUUAUGAUGGCAGGUUAUCUAGGAGCCUCAUUCAGAUGUAUUCAGUAUUCGGUACCAUGGACUUUGCAUAUUAUAUAUUUAAAAAGAACUUGAAUAACUCUUCAGUUCAAUCUUAUAAUGCUAUGAUCACUGGUUAUGUUCGUAUUGGACAGUUGGAAAAGGCUCAAUAUGUGUUUGAUAUAUUACCUAUUAGAGAUAAGAUUUCAUGGACUUCAAUGGUUGAUGGCUAUUUGAGCACUGGACAAGUUUCUCAGGCUUGUUAUCUUUUUAAUAACAUGCCAGAAAAGGAUGCAGUUGCAUGGACGGCAAUGAUAUCUGGCUAUGUCCAAAACGAACUUUUUAUAGAAGCUAGCUCUUUAUUUUCGGAGAUUUGGGCGCAAGGUUUUUUGCCUUUGACGGCUACAUAUUCUGUUCUUUUUGGAGCUGCUGGAGCAACAGCAAAUCUUGAUCUGGGGAGACAACUCCAUUGCAUUCUUGUGAAAACACAAUAUGAAUUUGAUUUGAUUCUGGAGAAUUCCCUUAUCUCCAUGUAUGCAAAAUGUGGGCUAAUAGACGAUGCAUAUAAUAUAUUCUCAACUAUGGCAUCUCGGGAUCUGAUUUCAUGGAAUUCAAUGAUCAUGGGGUUUUCUCAUCAUGGACUAGCAAAGGAAACUAUAAAGAUUUUUGAAGCGAUGCUGGAAUCUGGAAGUCACCCAAAUUCUGUUACUUUUUUGGGUGUCCUAUCAGCCUGUAGUCAUGUAGGCCUUAUCAGUAAAGCAUUGGAACUAUUUAAAUCGAUGAGGGAUAUUUAUCGAAUUAAGCCUGGUUUGGAGCAUUGUGUUUCUAUAGUCAAUCUUUUGGGCAGAGCAGGAAGAGUAGAGGAAGCGGAAGAGUUUGUCAGGAGUCUACCUUUUGAACCAGAUUGUGCUAUUUGGGGGGCACUACUCGGCGUAUGUGGGUUUAGUGAAACAGGUGCUGAGAUUGCUAAACAUGCUGCCUCGAAAGUGCUUGAGCUGGACCCAAAGAACUCACCUGCCCAUGUGGCUCUCUGCAAUAUUUAUGCAGCAAGAGGUCUUCACAUGGCAGAGCAAAAAUUGAGAAAAGAAAUGGGGUUGAAAGGAGUAAGGAAAGUCCCGGGGUGUAGUUGGAUACAGCUGAAUGGGAGAGUUCAUGUGUUCAAGUCUGGAGAUAAACUUCAUCCACAAGCUGAUGAAGUUUUAUCACUUUUAUUUGGGAUUUCUGAUAAAUCAUACAAAAGAAAUAUACCAUUCAGGCUUUAAUGUUUUCUGAUAGGAUGUGUGAAUUUGAGGAGGCCUUAUAAGGGCUUGGGGAUUCAUUCUUUUGAUGAAAAUAACAAGAUCAAAUGUGAUAUGUUACUUUCAACUGCUUUUUUGACGAUGCAUACAAAAUGUGGGGCUAUGGGUGUUGGUAGCAAUGUUCUUUGACAACAUGCCUGUAAAAAAAUGUGGUGUCAUGGAAUUCCAUGAUCAUGGGAAAUGGGACGCAUGACAUGUUGGGAAAGCCUUCGAGUUAUUUAUCUGCAGUAGGUAUGGGUUAUGGGCGGUGGAUGAUGGGGGAAAGGAUUUUGAGGAUUGGCGGUGCUAAAGUGGAGCACUUUGGUUGCAUGUUUAUUGAAUUAGAUGGAAUCGUUCGAUGGAACAUUUAGUUACAUUCAGACGAGCUUAAGAAUAAGAUGCCUGCAGAGGCAGGAUCUGCCCUUUGGAGAGCUCUGCUUUCUGCUUGUAGUAAUUUAGUGCUUGGGGAGAUUCUAGCCUAGCGAGUAAUUGGUUUGGAACAUAUGGAUGUUGGGCCCUAUGUAUUGUUUUUUUCCCAAUAUAUUCUCUGAAAGGGAAGUGGGGUGAAGUAAAGAACAUUAGAAAAUUUGUCAAGGACAGGGGAUUGCCAGAAACAAGUGCCUCAAUGAAUCUGUAUGAUCCACGACAUACCAUAUGUUGGUGGAAAUGAGAUUCUAUUGGUGUUUUAGGAAUGAUCAGUAAAUGGAAAAUCGAACAGACAGAAACUUAUAGCCAAAAAAAGGUUCCAGAGAAAAUGUCUUUGGGAAACAGCAUG
Messenger RNA from Hibiscus syriacus, 3040 nucleotides. RefSeq names its product pentatricopeptide repeat-containing protein At1g32415, mitochondrial-like. Gene Ontology annotation, molecular function: protein binding; RNA binding. Gene Ontology annotation, biological process: RNA modification. NCBI's taxonomy places the organism in Eukaryota, Viridiplantae, Streptophyta, Magnoliopsida, Malvales, Malvaceae. The transcript has a single exon. Bases 7 to 2250 code for a protein of 747 amino acids. The record is from RefSeq and is a predicted model, not a curated record.